AGUUUCACGGGUAGACGGGUAGAGAAUAUUUAUCGCUGCGCAUUUGGAAACACGCGCUUGGGCACUUGGUAUGCGCUUUUUCAAUCGCUGUAGUCUACAAAUAGUCUGCAUGGAUUGGUUCUAUCAAUUUUUUUGGUUUCACAUUUCGAUUGUUGUAUAGUUUUUUUUCAAAUAAGUCUAUUAUCGACUUUUUUAAAAAAGCAGCAUUUCGGGCAACCAUGAGUAAAUCAGGAACAUUAAAAAUAAAGAAUUUGUUUCAUAAAACAAAGUCACUGGAUAAAGAAAACAAGGACGGGAAAAAGCACACAUUUAAAGAUGCAACUUCAUAUGGAGAUGGAGAGCUUGCGAGCCCAGGCCCGAGUUUACCGUCGAGUCCCGGACUUGUCAGUCCCGUCAGCCCCCUGGAUGGGACGCUGCAUAGGAGUCCAGCAAGUGAGAAGAAAAAUAAGAAGAAGCGGUUCUUGUCCUUGCAGCUCAAGAAGAAAGGCUCAAAGGAGGAAGGGCGCAUCGACGACCCACUGUUCUAUAACGGUGCUGACGGGCUCCACAGCUUCAGCAGUAACAUGAGUUUUGACCAACUGAGCGUGAAAACAGAAUACAGCACCACGACUGACAGGGAUGCUACCUCCAUGAUCAGCUAUGACAUGUCAGCCUUCAACAGCCUCAGUCCCAACAAGUCCAGAAAUAAGAGCUCAGACAGAGUGUUGAACCGCAUCGGCAGUUUUUUUUCCAUAAAGAAGAAGAAGAGCCGGAGCGGUUCACUUUCAGCAGACUCAGAGGAUGGAUCCUGGCUUGGUCCUGGCUCUCCCGUCUCCCCCCAGUCCCCUGGUUCUCCCGUCUCCCCCCAUUCCCCUGGUUCUCCCGUCUCCCCCCAGUCCCCUGGUUCUCCUCUCUCUCCCCACCAACCUCCACAGGAAGACUGGCAAAGGACCCCCACCACCACCCGGAGAGAGGGGGAGGUAGUGGAAGCCGGAGCUGGGCCAGUGCAGGGAAGUUUGUCAGAGCUCCAGGAGGAGGGAUCGAUGUUCAGUACCAGCUCCAGCCCUGGUACCUCCAGCCUAGCCUCUCUGGUGGUGGUGGACAGAGGGGACCUUUUGUUUGCAGGCAGCGACAGCAGCGGUCGUGGCAGCGUGAGGGAGGUGCAGGUGUGCAGGGCGAGCCGGGCCGAGGCAGAGGCAGACGGAGAGGCAGACAGGAAUUCUUGGAAUCUGACUCCCACGAACUCGUCCUCCUCCGGAGCAGACCAAGUCCCAGGGCUCAGCCCCACUGAGGAUGUAGUGGGAGAGGCGAGCAGGAGGCUACAGGUACAUCUGGAACAAACCACUGUGAAAGACAGAGAUGGGUCUGGAGGGGGCAGCCCAGUGGUCCAAAACACCCUCAGGUCGUUUGACCUCUCCCAAUCUCACCUUAAGGCUGACUUCACCUCUCUGGUCACAGAGUCUAAAAAGACCUCCCUGAAAACAUCUGUUGGAGGGAAGGGGAGUUACCUGGUGGGAGUGACUGUAGGCUCUCAGUCACACACCCCGUCCUCCUCAGAUCCCCAGCCAGAGGGGGAGGAGGGGAAGGACAGCCCAGCCAUGGGGAAGAAAAACAGGAGGAGGGCUCUGAAAUCCAUCAGCAGCAGCACGCCUGAAACAGCUCCCCCCACACAGACCACGUUACAUGGGGGAGAGGAGGGGACGACGCAGGACUCACCAGUGAAGCUACACAAAGCCUUGUGGGUGGAAACACACCUGGGAGAAGAGGAGGGGGAGAGGAAGGGGAAGAGGAAGAGUUUAAAUUUGCAUUCAGUCCUGGCCAUACCUAUGACUGUGGCCCCUGUGGAGUACCCUGAUACUGCAGGUGUCCUGGCCACUCUAACUCCUUCAGCAGUAUCAGCAGCAGAGGCCAGUGGCAGAGAGCCAAAGCCAAAGCUGGCUGUAUCUACAGCACCAGCCUCCAAGGAGUCCAAAACAACAAACAAAGCCCAGCCAAGGGCGAACAGUCCAGGCACAGACUCAGAGAGCAGCACCCCUCUAGAGUACCAGAUGGCCCUGAGCAAAGAGGAAAAGCACAGGAGUGUGAAACUGUCCCGCAGUGAGAAGAUUUUCCCUAAGAAGGUGUAUGUGAGCCCUGAGCCCAGUUUUGACGGGGACGAGCAGACAAAAACAGAGCUAGAAAAUAAUGACAUCGCAGACUUGGCUUCAAAGAUUCCUCAGAAGUCUGAGGUGAAACUCUCGCCAAGCCCCCAAAAAGUUUAUGUAGACCUCAAGGAACCAAACAAUGACUGUAUCAUCACUGCUGGGGAGAUAACCAAGGGUACAGACUCUGAUCAAAGACACCAUGACCCCAUGGCUGUAGACAGUUCCCCAACGUCCCCAACCCCAGAGCUGGAUGAGGCCUCUCCAACCACAACUAUGCCAGGACGUAAAACACAGCCCAACACAGGAGGUUCAAGGGUUAGAUGUCAGGGGACGACCCAGGUCACCCCGUCUAAACCAGGUGACAAAGUCGGUAAUGUAGCCAGUCGGUCAAAGUGCCCCCCUCCUCCGGUUGGACCCAAGUCCAAAGCUGUCCUGGGCAUGGCUAAGGGAAAGGGUCUGAAAGAUGGUGGAAAGGCAGGGAUUUCUAGUGGGGCUCCAUCACAAAGGACACCUAAAGAUGGCAGUGAAAAAACAAAGGUUAUGUCACCUACAUUAAAAGAUCAACCCACCGCAGGAAAAACAGAGGUCACCGACAGCCCCAAGUCAAAAAUUCCCAAAAAGUCACAGACAGAAGCUGUAUCAAAACCUCCACUGUCACCAGGCACAACCUCAGUGGUUGAUGUUUCAGUGGCUGUGUCUCUACCUGUGCUUGGUUCCAAACCCCAGAAGACCCCUAAACCUAAACAUUUAAUGAUUAAAACAGACAAAAAGCCUAUCACCGAGGAGGUGAAUGAAGUGGGUUCAGGGGGGAAACCAACUCCAGGGCCUGUUACGUCAGAAGAGGCAUCACCUACUAAAGUACCAGUCAUGUCACCUGUGAACUCAGAUAAGGUAAACCUAUCCAAUGGGAUGGAAAAAGACCCUGAGGACAACAACACUGACAUAGCCAAAACAAGUGAACCCAAAGAUGUCAAAAAGCAGGCUCCCACACGCCCAGACAGCACCAACAGCAGCAUGAUACCAAAGAGCCGGUUACCCAAAGCCCCUGACAACUCUUUGUCUCUGGUCAGAAAGAUGAAAGACGGCAAACUCCAAACCAUCGACACAGGGAGUAAAACUACCAAGACCACUGAGAGAGCAUCAGUUGUCAAUAGUAGGCCUUCCACACCAACCAGCCCAAAGCAGCAGGAGCUUCCCAGCCCAGAGGAAAUGCCCCCAGAUGAGACAAUGACCACUGAACCUGAGAAGGGAAGCAAGCUGCCCUGCCCUUUGCAAACAAACCUGCCCCAACAGGCCUCCAAUAAGAGCACCCCCCGUGAUGAUGGGGACACACCCACCCCUCCCUCACUGUUACCAACCAAGCAAGAGAAACCCGCCUCCCUUGGACUUAAGAAGCAGAGUAACAUCACAUCUCCCACCAUGGACAUGACUGCUGAUGAUUCUGGGAAGGCUUCACCACUGAGUUUGAAAAGUCCAGUGAAAGAUCCAAGUGAUUCUGUGACUGUGGCUAGCAAGCGUGCAAUGUUCCGUCAGGUAACUCCCCCUAAAGGCAAGCCCAGCAAGCCCCUCAAGAAAUAUGAGCAAACUAUGAACUCUGACCACAACUAUGUGGAAGCCUUAACCAAUACACCACUGCAGCAGAUGGGUCCUGUAAACCCAGGUGUAGUCCUGGAGAAACGCCCAACUGAACCAAGCCUCAUUGUGUCUGCCUCAAGCACACCUACCCAUGAGGAAGUAAUAUAUACAUCAACCAAGCCUGAAUUGACUGACUACAUUCAUACUGACACUGAGAACCAAGCUAAUCAGAAAAGUGAUGAGUACAAUGAAAAUACUUCUACAGCUUCAGAGAAGCUCAUACUUAGUGCUGGGGAAGGGAUAUCCAAUACGAAUCAGCCUGUGGAACAUGGCCUGGAUGUAGCAAAGGAUAGCUCACCCAAAAACGCCUCCACUGUGGUUGAAAGAAGAGAGAGUCAAGAUACGGCAACACAGUCACCUUUCUUUGGCUCAGAGGAAAAAUCUAAGAAACUAGCUAAUGCUCAAACCCCCGAUAUAGUACCUAUUCGUAAUGGAAAAGUUUCUGAUAUAUCCAUAGUGUCUGGGAAAGAGACUGAAGUACAGAAGGGGGGAGAGCCAGUGAAGGUCUCCGACAUCAUAACAGAGCCUGCGAUUGUUCUGAAACCAAUUAAAAAUGGUGAGGUCCAACUGAACAAAGAGCUUCCUUCACUGACACAGAAUUUGGCGGAUGCACAUAGCGGGCCACACAAAGAAAACAAAGAGGACAAACUGGGUGAGGCGGCAACUAAGAGCACAGUUACUAAGAUGGAUGCAAAACAGGAAUCAAAGACCAUAACUAUAAAAGAUCAGAAGGAGAAAGUGGCAAAACAAGAAGAAAGACCCAGCGAAGGAGCGACUAAGAUAUUAGACACAAAACAGGACUCAAUAUCCAUAAGAACAAAAGCUCAGGAGAAGGUCUUGCUCCUCAAAGAACCCCCUAAAACGACAAAAGCAAACCCCAAGGCUGAGCUGCCUCCUCAGCUGCCAACUUCUCUGAAGCUCCCCUCUCCCCCUAAACCUCUCCCUCUGAAACAGGAAUCUCCGUCCAGCUGGCUGAACGUGGAGCGCGGCUCAAAACAGGAGCAGAAGAGGGAGACCAAGAGAAGGCUGGACUGUUCAGUCAGCGAGGAUGAGAGUCUGGCUGAGAUUGACAAUGUGGAUGACUUCAUCAGGAGCAUUAAGGAACUGGGCACCCCCUUUCCCCUGCCCCCCAAGAGGCACCACGACCAUGCCAAGACCUCCUCGCCCCCCUUUGCCCUGCCCGCCAUCAAGGAGGACCGCUUCGAGAACCCUUUUGACGCUGAUGGCUUCCAGUUUGGCCUGAAAAAGAGGACAAAGGAUGAAGAAACCCCGGCCAUGUUGAUAAAGAAACAGGCCAGGGAGGAGAAGACACAGCCAAGAAGGGCUAAUGCAGAGGACAGCCUUCUAUUCAAAGCCCUCCAGUCUCCAUCUAGAGCCCGAAGAAAACCAGGGUGUCAAACAGAUGGGAAAGAUGGAGAGGUGAAAAUUAAGGUAGAGGCGAAAAUUAAGGUAGAGGCGAAGAGGGAAGUAGAGGAGAAAGUGGAGCAAGGGGAAGAAACCGGUCAGCUCACGUCACGGCUAGGAAGGAUGUCCCUACUCUCCAACCUAUUGAGCUCCCCCAGGACUUCCAGAAGGAACAAAGGGGAUCCUUCCUCCUCAGUCUCUAAUGGUGCUCCUCCCUCUCCUACCACCCAGGGCACAGUGCCAGAAAGGGCGGGUUGGAGAAGUAUGAAUCCGGGCCUGAGUAUGGGUGUGGUUGCAACUGGUGAGUCAAUAAUCAGUCCUUCCUCACCUCCUCCUCUCCCCUUGUUCACUGAGCUAAAGCUGCCAGAUCCCCUGGAGCAGUAUCUCAGGACAGACAAAGGAUCCUCACAGAGUAGUACUACACAGAGUACAAUGGCUAGCCCUGUAAUGGGCUUCGGUCACACUACUGGACUAAAGGGACUUACCUUAGGACUUCAUCCAGCCACCAACCACAUCCCACAGCCCCCUCUGAAUGGUCUUCCUGCAGCCAACCCCAAGAUUCCAGAAGUGAGAGGGUUCCACAAACGGCCUGGGAAGAUAGUGCUCCAUGAGCGGGCUCAGUUUGAAGGAGAGGCCUACGAGGUGUUUGGGGACGUAGAGGAUGCCUCCAUGAUGAAGCUGUCUCCUGUCAUCUCAGUCAGGGUCAUCAGGGGAUGCUGGCUGCUGUAUGAGAAGCCAAGGUUCCAGGGUCGGACCAUCGCCCUGGAGGAGGGGCCCAUGGAGCUGGUCAACGUGUGGGCAGAGGAGGUGACACCAGGGGCACUGGAUCACAUGGGUCUGCCUGUGCCAACCUCACCCAUGGUCAUCGGAUCUAUCCGCCUGGCAGUGAGGGACUACAGUCUACCUCGGAUUGACCUGUUCACUGAAGUGAAUGGUCUGGGGAGAAUGACAUCCUUCUGCGACGACACUAUUGAGAUCUGCUCUUAUGGGAACAUACAGAACACCGGCUCCAUCAAGGUCCACUCUGGAGUCUGGCUGGUGUAUGGUGACCCAGGGUUUGGGGGUCUCUUAUCGGUGUUGGAGGCGGGCGAGUACCCCUGUCCAGAGGCCUGGGCAUUCCCUCAGCCCUUCAUCGGAUCGCUGAAAACACUCAAAAUGGGUGGGAUAAAGGUGGAGCAUCCUAAUGAAGUAAAGGCUCUGGUGUACGAGAGGCCGUGCUUCGAGGGCGAGUGUGUGGAGAUUGACGAUGAUGUGUACGACUUCAGAGAGGGAGGAGAGGAAAAAGAGGGGCGGGUGGAGGAGGUGGUGGAGGAGGAGGCAGAAGGUAAUCCAGUCAGAAGGAAGACUUUGUGUUCUGUGGGAUCCAUCAAGAUCAUUCGUGGACUCUGGGUUGGCUAUGAUGAACCAGAGUUUGAAGGUCACCAGUAUCUCCUGGAGGAGGGGGAGUAUCCUGACUGGAGGGAGUGGGGAGGCUACGGAGACCAGCUCCUGUCACUUCGCCCUGUACGCACUGAUGUCCUGUCUCCCCAUGUGAAGUUGUUCAGUGAGAGGGACUUUGGGGAGAGAGGGGUCAACAUGGACCUGCUAGGGCCUGUCAUUAACAUGGAGGACACAGGCUUCGGCUCGAAGACACAGUCCAUCAAUGUCCAGGGUGGAGUGUGGGUUGCCUUUGAGAACCCUGGGUUCUCCGGAGAACUUUACAUUCUAGAGAAAGGCCUCUACGGAAGCCCAGAGGACUGGGGAGGACCGAACCUCAAGAUAUCCUCACUGCAGCCAGUCUUCCAGGAUAACCUGGGUGGAUCAAGCAAGUUCAGGCUCCAGCUGUUCUCAAAGCCUGGGUUCCAGGGCAGAGUGGUGGUACUGGAGGACAGUGUGGUAGCCCUGGAGGAAGACUUCUUCCCUGGCUCCUGUAGAGUACUGGCUGGGAGCUGGGUGGCGUAUGAAGGAUCCCAGUUCACAGAGCACAUGUAUGUCCUGGAGGAGGGAGACUACCCCAAUACCAAGUCCAUGGGCUGUCUGGGUCCUGACUCUACCAUCCGCUCCAUACAGACCAUCAGCCAUGAGUUCUCCCUCCCGUCCAUAACGUUGUUCAGUAAGGUUGGCUGUAGAGGCCGUAGGGUGGUGCUGACGGAAGGGGUGGUGAACCUGCAGCUGGCUGGGGUGGACGGACGCAUACGCUCCCUGGUUAUCGACGGAGGAAUGUGGGUGCUGUAUGAGGGCUGUCAUCACCGCGGCCGUCAGAUCCUGCUACCGCCCAGCAAACUGGGUGAUUGGUGCAAGUUCAGUAGCUGGCCGCGAAUCGGAUCCCUGCGACCACUAUUGCAGAAGCAGGUGUACUUCCGUCUGCGAAGCAGGGAGACGGGCUACGUGAUGUCCCUGUCAGGGCCUCUGGAUGACAUCAAGCUGUUGCGGGUCCAGGCCCUGGAGGAGACUGGGGGAGUGGACCAGGUCUGGCUCUUCCAUGACGGAGUCCUACGCUGCAAGCUGGUGGAGGACUGUUGCCUGCAGAUCACGGGGAGCGUUGUCAUGGCGGGCAGCAGGCUGAGUGUGUCUCCUCCGGAGCCAGGGAAAGACAACCAGCUGUGGAACAUUACCCCAGACGGCCUGGUCCGAUGCCACCUCAAACCUGAUCUGGUGCUUGAGGUUAAAGGUGGACAAAGUUAUGACAAAACUCAAGUGAUUCUCAACACAUUUGAUGAGAGAAAACACAACCAAAGAUGGUCUUUGGAGAUCCUGUAAUAUAGUGUCAAUAGGCCUGGCCCUUCUACAGCAGCUCUGCCGUGGGCUUCAGAACUCUCUGGUGCAGCUCUGUCGUGGGCCUCAGAGCUCUCUGGUGCAGCUAAGCCAAGUGUUUAAGAGCUUUCUUGCAUCAGAAGGCCAUGGGACUCAAAGCUCUGUGAUGCAGUUCCACCGUGGGACCCACACUCUUGUUUCUUUAUGCAGUUCCUACAAGGGCCUUAGUGCUCUGUGAUUUUAGUCUGCAGUGGGCCUCGAGAUAUUCUGAAACAUGUGUUGAGCUUGUGCGCAUCCAUACUAGGUUGUCUUUGUAAAACACAACUAUAAACUAGUAAACUACACAUUUCCAUGUCACUGCAACGAGAAAGAGACCAAACAACAUGUGGCUACAGAACUAUCUAUGGAACAAGGGCGGCAGGUAGCCUAGCGGUUAAGAGCAUUGGGCCUGUAACUGAAAGGUUGCUGAUUCGAAUACCCAAGCCGACUAGGUGAAAAAUGUUGAGGUGCCCUUGAGCAAGGCACUAAUUCCUCUGGAUAAGAGCAUCUGAUGAAUAACUUAAAAGUACAUUUAAGGAGCACUACAAUAUACAGUCAGGACUUGAAUGAUGCUUUACAAAUUCCACAAUUAAUUAUUUCAUUGACCAUACCAAAGAAAAACGGUAGUGGAAUAUGUGUGUGUCUCUACUAUAUUCAUAGCAUUUACAAUGAGUUAAGUGUGCUUCACCAGUCAACUACUGAAAUGUAUAUGUUUUCACACAAGGGUUAGUCUAUGAAGUCACACAUUCUUAAUGUCAUAGAUGAACACUCCUUGAAUUCUCCAAAGGUACGUUUUGAGUAGAUAUGUUGGUAACACUUGACACCCAGCGUCAUAACACAUUAUGACCCCAUAAAACAUACCAUGGUGGUUAUUUUAUGGCUGGUUAUGACACCUACAUAAGAGUGUCAAAACACAUAAAACCUACCAUGGUAGUUAUUUUAUGGAAGAUUAUGACAUGUAUAUAAGAGUGUCAAAUAACCCAAAAACUACCACACAAGGCAAAACAUUCCAUUACACCAUACCCUACUUGUCAACAGUGUGUUUGUUAUUCAUUUUUAAAUUGACCAUAUACAAUUAUCAUUGUAAUUGCACACACAUUGAUGUUAGACAUGCGCCUACCCCAAUGCUCUGUUUCUGAUGACUGGGAUAAAUGCAGGAGCAGAUUUUAGGAGCAGGACAAGACACCCUCUUUGUGACUGAUGACUGACAUAAGGGCAUGUGCGUGAUAGGCCUAUAUGGCUUAGAUGAUUAUGAUGGUAAUAAUGCUUCUUAACAGUGUCAUAAAAUGUAUUUUCUUAGUCCAAGUAAAGUGACAUAGGAUGGUCAUAAUGCAUUUGGACUGUUUCAUAAAGUGUAUUUUCUUAGUCCAAGUAAAGUGACAUAGGAUGGUCAUAAUGCAUUUGGACUGUUUCAUAAAGUGUAUUUUCUUAGUCCAAGUAAAGUGACAUAGGAUGGUCAUAAUGCAUUUGGACUGUUUCAUAAAGUGUAUUUUCUUAGUCCAAGUAAAGUGACAUAGGAUGGUCAUAAUGCAUUUGGACUGUUUCAUAAAGUGUAUUUUCUUAGUCCAAGUAAAGUGACAUAGGAUGGUCAUAAUGCAUUUGGACUGUUUCAUAAAGUGUAUUUUCUUAGUCCAAGUAAAGUGACAUAGGAUGGUCAUAAUGCUUUAUGAAAAGUUAUUUCAAAUAUUAUGAAAAAAAUUAAUGUAAAGUAUUCAUAA
Oncorhynchus mykiss (rainbow trout) is the source of this 9652-nucleotide messenger RNA. RefSeq lists its product as uncharacterized. The record is from RefSeq and is a predicted model, not a curated record. NCBI's taxonomy places the organism in Eukaryota, Metazoa, Chordata, Actinopteri, Salmoniformes, Salmonidae.